AUGGCAUCUCAAAGUGGUAGUGGGACUGGAAGUAAUAGUGGGAGCGAGUCAAUUUCAACGUCCCAAAAUGAGAAUUUAUCUCCAUUAUGGAAUUACGUGAGAAAGAUAGAAAAGCGAGGGACUGUUGGAGGAACUUGGAAUUUUCGAUACAACAUUUGUGGCGAAACUCGUAAUGGAAGCUAUACUAGGAUAAAGGAACAUUUGCUUCAAAUUUCAGGUGAAGGAGUUGCAAUUUGCAAAAAGGUAACUAGAAAUCAAAAACUUGAAAUGGUAAGGUUGGUAGAAGAGUGGGAGAAUAGAAAGAAACAAGAAGUAACUAGAGAAGUUUCUUUGCCCUCUCAAUCUUCAGCUGGAAUUGAGAUUGAUUCUUCUUCUAAGAAGAGAAAACCUAGCUUGUCACCUCUUGCUAGAGCAUUCGACAUGAAUACGAGAGCCCAAUUAGAUGAAGAAAUUGCAAGAAUGUUCUACACCGGUGGUUUGCCCUUUAAUCUUGCUAGAAAUCCUCAUUAUCAUAGGGCUUUCACUUUUGCUACAACUCACAAUAUUCCUGGUUAUGUUCCCCCUGGUUAUAAUAAAUUGCAAACCACUUUGCUCCAACAAGAAAAAAAUAAUGUUGAGAAGCUCUUGCAACCGAUUAAAGCAACAUGGCAAGAAAAAGGGUUAACUAUUGUGUGUGAUGGUUGGAGUGAUCCAACAAGAAAGCCUCUCAUUAAUUUCAUGGAUACUUCUGGAAAUGGGCCUAUGUUUCUUAAAGCUGUGAAUUGUUUUGGUGAAGUUAAAGAUAAGUUUUUCAUUGCUAAUUUGAUGAAAGAAGUGAUUGAUGAGGUUGGUCAUCAAAAUGUGGUGCAGAUUAUUACUGACAAUGCAGCUAAUUGCAAGGGGGCAGGAGAGAUUAUUGAGAGCAUGUAUCCUCAUAUUUAUUGGACACCAUGUGUUGUCCAUACACUUAAUCUUGCCUUGAAGAAUAUUUGUUCAGAAAAAAAUGUCGAUGGAAAUGAGGAAACAUAUGACUUGUGCCAUUGGAUUACUGAUAUUCAUGGGGAUGCCGUACAAAUCAAGAAUUUCAUCAUGAACCACAACAUGAGAUUGGUAAUCUUUCAAAGAUUUAGUCCUCUUAGGUUACUUUCAGUUGUCGAUACUCGUUUUGCUUCGAUCAUUGUGAUGCUUAAGAGGUUUAAGCUCAUCAAACAGGGACUUCAAGCAAUGGUCAUUAGUGAUGAAUGGAAUUCUUAUAGGGAGGAUGAUAUGGUGAAAGCAAACUUUGUGAAAGAAAAGCUUGUGAGUGAUGAUUGGUGGGAUAAAGUAGCUUACAUCCUUGAUUUUACAAAGCCCAUCUAUGACAUGCUUAGAGUAUGUGACACUGAUAAGCCAUGUCUUCACUUGGUAUAUGAGUUGUGGGAUUCCAUGAUUGAGAAAGUAAAGUCUCGUUGGACAAAGAGUUAUACUCCUCUUCAUUGCCUAGCUCAUUCACUAAAUCCAAGGUUUUAUAGUGAUGGUUGGCUAAGUGAGGAUCCUUGUAGAGUUGCUCCUCAUAGAGAUGGUGAAAUAUCUCGAGAGAGAAUGAAAUGUUUUCGUAGGUUAUUUCCAAAUGAUGAUGAUUAUGACAAAGUCUUGGAUGAAUUUGCUUGUUUCUCACUUAAGCUCGGGCCUUUUGAAGAUUUGAUGUCUCUUACAAGAGGUAUUUCGGAUCUGAAAAGUUGGUGGGCUAACUUUGGUGCCGAAAUUCCAUUGCUUCAAUCUUUGGCUUUCAAAGUGCUUGGACAACCUACUUCAUCCUCUUGUUGUGAAAGAAAUUGGAGCACUUAUUCUUUUAUUCACUCACUUAGGAGGAAUAAGUUAAAUCCGAGUCGUGCCGAAGAUUUAGUUUACAUCCACUACAAUCUUCGUCUUUUAUCAAGGAGUUCUAGUCAAUAUGAGGAUGAAAAACCAGAUGUGGAUGUUUGUGGAGAUGCUUUUGAUUCAUUGGGAGAUGUUGGAUAUUUAGAGUUUGCCGAACUCUCGCUCGAUGAGUCGGAUUUAGAGAGUCAAUUAAUCUCAGAAGAUGUUAACAAUGUUUGA
Molecule: messenger RNA, 2058 nt
Organism: Hibiscus syriacus
Lineage: Eukaryota; Viridiplantae; Streptophyta; Magnoliopsida; Malvales; Malvaceae
Exons: 3
Coding region: 1-2058 (685 amino acids)
Molecular function (GO): protein dimerization activity
Source: RefSeq, a predicted model, not a curated record